Molecule: messenger RNA, 3785 nt
Organism: Myotis brandtii (Brandt's bat)
Lineage: Eukaryota; Metazoa; Chordata; Mammalia; Chiroptera; Vespertilionidae
Gene: MYO1G
Product: myosin IG
Exons: 20
Biological process (GO): vesicle transport along actin filament; actin filament organization
Cellular component (GO): cytoplasm; actin cytoskeleton; myosin complex
Molecular function (GO): microfilament motor activity; actin filament binding; ATP binding
Source: RefSeq, a predicted model, not a curated record
AUAUGUUUUUUAAAAAAAGAAAGUGGUCCAGAGGAGACAGGAGAGGAGCCCUGCUGCCCCCACUCCUGCUGGUUCUACCUGCCCUGCCCCAGCUGCCAGGCCCUGCAGGGAAGCUGAGGGUCAGGCACCACCUGUCUGCCCAGGACAAGCCUGAGGCGAACCCGCCGGCCCACAGGUCAGGCCGGGCCCAGGAAGGGAAGGCCUUGGGUGUUCUGUCACUCCCCUCGGAAAUGAGAGUGGGUGGGGCUCCCUCCCCGAAGCUGAAGCUGUCGGGGUGGAGGGCUCGGUGAGGCUCAGUCCAGAGCCGAGGCCUGGAAGCUGUGUCCCUGACCUGAAAAUGUUGCCAAGUUGAGGUUUCAUUGUUCCUGACGUUCCAUGGGGACAGCCUGUCGUCCCUUCUGAGUGUUAAUACAGACCCGGGAUGCUGACCCCGGGGUUUGGGAAAUGAAACUGCCACAGGCCCGCCCAGAACUCCCCAGGUUCUUCCCGGCCUCGAGUUGGAAAGGCCUUCAAAAACACCAGCCCGCGGGGCGCCCCAGGGUGGAGCCACAGGCGCUGCUGGGAGCUCACCUGGUUUACCCGGCACUGGGAUAAGCACUUUUCAACUUGAUUAAAUUUGUAUUUGUUUUCAGGUACUUGAGGGGGUGGGAACUUGGCACAUGGGCAGGUGAUUCCGGCCCCGCUCGCCCUACGGCAGGUCCCAGGCAAAGCGGGUCUUGUCCUUCACACCCUGGCGUCCCCACACCAAGGACUGUUGCUGUCUGGGCCCUGCCCCAAAGGCCAGGGCACGGUGUUUCCCACUGUCACCACGGGGCCCUGUGCCCACCCUGCACCCACCAGGCCAGGUCAGAGCUGACAGCCACGUGGGGUGGGGUGACAGGAAUCUUCCCUCUGGGCUGCAGGGGACUCCCUGGGGCGGGACUGGGACCUGGGCGGCCCCUGUUGGGUGAGGGGCUGCUGGGUGAGGGCGGGUGGAGAUGGGGUGGGCUUCCUCCGGGGCCAGGAGGAACCUCCCGCCAGCCGGCCCGCACGUUAGGGGCCCGCCCAGGAAGCAGGGGUCAGAGCCCCUCAGGGAGGGAGGCAGCCCCUCCCGGGCCAGAACCCACUUCCUACUUCACCACACGGGGAGGUGGCGGGGAGAACUGUGGGCAGAGGCCGGGCCUGCUCCCUCCGCCCUGCGCCCUGCGCGGGAAGUUGGCGACCGGGCCUGGGCUCUGGGUGCUCCCGGCAGGAUGGAGGACGAGGAAGGCUCUGAGUGCGGCAAAGCGGACUUUGUGCUUCUGGACCAGGUCACCAUGGAAGACUUCAUGGAGAACCUGAAGCUCAGGUUCCAGAAGGGCCGCAUCUACACCUACAUCGGCGAGGUGCUGGUGUCCGUCAACCCCUACCAGGAGCUGCCCCUCUACGGGCCCGAGGCCAUCGCCAGGUACCAGGGCCGUGAGCUGUACGAGCGGCCGCCCCACCUGUACGCCGUGGCCAACGCCGCCUACCGGGCGAUGAAGCGCAGGGCCAGGGACACCUGCAUCGUGAUCUCAGGGGAGAGCGGGGCGGGGAAGACGGAGGCCAGCAAGCACAUCAUGCAGUACAUCGCGGCCGUCACCAACCCCAGCCAGAGGGCCGAGGUGGAGAGGGUCAAGGACGUGCUGCUCAAGUCCACCUGCGUGCUGGAGGCCUUCGGGAACGCCCGCACCAACCGCAACCACAACUCCAGCCGCUUCGGCAAGUACAUGGACAUCAACUUCGACUUCAAGGGAGACCCCGUCGGGGGGCACAUCCACAGCUACUUGCUGGAGAAGUCUCGGGUCCUCAAGCAGCACGUGGGUGAGAGGAACUUCCACGUCUUCUAUCAGGUGCUGCGAGGCUGUGAGGACGCAGAGCUGCAGGACCUGCACCUGCAGAGAAACCCCACCCUGUACAGCUUCACCCGCCAGGGCGCGGGGCUCAGUGCCUCGGAGAGCGAGGAGAGGAGCCACCACUGGGCGGUGAUGGAGGCCAUGCAGGUGAUCGGCUUCAGCGCUGAGGAGAUGGGGUCUGUGCGCCGGAUCCUGGCUGCCAUCCUGCACCUGGGAAAUAUCGAGUUUGUGGAGAUGGAGGAGGGGCACCUGGCUGUGGCCGAGGAGGUGCUGGUGGACCACGUGGCCGAGCUGACGGCCACCCCGGAAGUCAUCGAGAAGGGCCACACCGCGGCCGAGGCCAGCUACGCUCGGGACGCCGGCGCCAAGGCAGUGUACCAGCGGCUAUUUGAAUGGGUGGUGAACCGGAUCAACAGCGUCAUGGAACCCCGGGGCAGGGACGCCCGGCGGGACGGCAAGGACACGGUCAUUGGCGUGUUGGACAUCUACGGCUUCGAAGUGUUCCCUGUCAACAGGUGGGAGACCCAACCCCUGCACACCCUGACCCUGGCUGUCCCCCCACAGCUCUGCCCCACGGACAAGACCAUGGAGUUCGGCCGGGACUUCCGGAUCAAGCACUACGCGGGGGACGUCACGUACUCCGUGCUGGGCUUCAUCGACAAGAACAGGGACGCCCUCUUCCAGGACUUCAAGCGGCUGCUGUACAACAGGUGGCGGGCACGGCAGCUGGUGAAGAACAUCCCUCCCUCGGACAUGGCCCAGAUCAAGGCCAAGGUGGCCGCCAUGGGGGCCCUGCAGGAGCUGCGGCCGGACUGGGGCUGCCGGCGGGCCUGGCUGCGAGACUACCUGUCCUCCGCGGUGAGGUCUGUGCUGGCCUCAGGGGAGCGGGUGGCCCAGCAAAGGCGGCGCGUGCACCCGACGUGGGUUCCCAAGGCCGCCGACAACCCUGCCGCCUCCAGCCUGUUCGCUCAGCGCCUGAAGUCGCUUCGGGACAAGGACGGCUUCGGGGCAGUGCUCUUCUCCAGCCACGUCCGCAAGGUGAACCGCUUCAACAAGAGGCGGGACCGCGCCCUGCUGCUCACCGACCGGCACCUGUACAAGCUGGAGCCCGGCCGGCAGUACCGGGUGAUGCGGGCCGUGCCCCUGGACUUGUUGGUAGCAGACCCUGCGGUCCCACCACGCUGGGCACCAGAGGGGACACAGGCCUGCAGGGGAGGGUGGCAGGUGGGGCUGGGCGUGGGGCUUUGCAGGCUGAGUAGGAGUUCUCCGGGAGGAGGGCCACAGGGUGACCAGCAGCUCAGCAGGAGGGGUGGCUGGGACAUGCCUGGUGGCCAGGGCCAGGCUGAGAGUGAGAGGCAGGACCUGGGGUGGGAACCUGGGGCUGCUCAGGCCCCUCUGAGCACCUGUCCCUGCAGGUGGCGGGCACGGCAGCUGGUGAAGAACAUCCCCCCCUCGGACAUGGCCCAGAUCAAGGCCAAGGUGGCCGCCAUGGGGGCCCUGCAGGAGCUGCGGCCGGACUGGGGCUGCCGGCGGGCCUGGCUGCGAGACUACCUGUCCUCCGCCGCCGACAACCCUGCCGCCUCCAGCCUGUUCGCUCAGCGCCUGAAGUCGCUUCGGGACAAGGACGGCUUCGGGGCAGUGCUCUUCUCCAGCCACGUCCGCAAGGUGAACCGCUUCAACAAGAGGCGGGACCGCGCCCUGCUGCUCACCGACCGGCACCUGUACAAGCUGGAGCCCGGCCGGCAGUACCGGGUGAUGCGGGCCGUGCCCCUGGACUUGGUGACGGGGCUGAGCGUGACCAGCGGGCGGGACCAGCUGGUGGUGCUGCACCUGCAGGGCCAGGACGACCUGGUGGUGUGUCUGCACCGCUCGAGGCCGCCGCUGGACAACCGCGUGGGGGAGCUGGUGGGCGUGCUGGCCGGACACUGCCAG